This is a messenger RNA of Letharia columbiana, 594 nucleotides long. RefSeq lists its product as uncharacterized. The coding region runs from base 1 to 594 and encodes 197 amino acids. Lineage: Eukaryota; Fungi; Ascomycota; Lecanoromycetes; Lecanorales; Parmeliaceae. The record is from RefSeq and is a predicted model, not a curated record. The transcript is spliced from 3 exons.
AUGGCUGCAGCAGCUCCUUCUCGUCUGCUCUGCCAUGCUUAUAUAGUUCUUGACCUGCCUUUUGGUCUGCCACCCGUUUGCUUCCACAACCACAGAAGCUUCUCUCUUCGCCAAGCUCUGCGUAUCUUCGUCCAGGCAAACUUCUUGAAGGACCAUCCACCCCUCGCCAAUCUUGCUGCAAGCACUGCCCCACAAGAGACGACGAUGUUGCACGUCAUCAACAGAAUGCUGCCCGGCAACACGUCCCAGACCCCAGAGCCACCGCCCACAUUCAACGCUUCUUCAUCCACCAUAACCUCCCUCAACUUCCAGCAAGGCUCGCAAUGGGGCCCCAGCGGUAUCGGCACGGUAGUCUUCGGCUGUGUUGCUUCGGUUCUCGGAAUCCUUGCACUAUGGAUGAUGUUCUGGCUUGGGCAGAGGGAACCUGCUCAUGCCGUAAGACCUGAUGAGAACAUGGAUCUACAGCAUCGGCACGCAGACGCAGCGGCCUCGGAUGACGACAUGGCCCUUGGAUAUCUGCCUCAUGAUGGAGAUGCGGACCCUGAUGCGACGGAAGGGCAUCGGACGGAUGCGGGGGUUGACACGGAAGCAUGA